This is a messenger RNA of Daldinia decipiens, 1467 nucleotides long. RefSeq lists its product as uncharacterized. The transcript is spliced from 3 exons. Lineage: Eukaryota; Fungi; Ascomycota; Sordariomycetes; Xylariales; Hypoxylaceae. The record is from RefSeq and is a predicted model, not a curated record. Bases 1 to 1467 code for a protein of 488 amino acids.
AUGGACAAAUUGCCUCAAGAGCUCUAUGACCAUGUCAUCUCCUUCUAUCUAAAAGACUUAUUAAUUUUUCACCCGGCUUUCCUGGCACUCGCAACUGUGUCCCGCAAGUUUCAAAACUCCGUUGAACGACAUACCUUCCGAGAUAUACAAUUCACUGCUACAGAUUUAAGGCUGGACGAGUUGACACAUAUUUUAACACCGCGGCGCUGCUGCUUUCUACAACGUCUUACUACUAAGAUAGUCCUAUCAUCAUACCCCUCUGAACUUUUUACCAAGUUCGAAACGGAGAGGGAUCGCAGAGCCAAUAACGAGGCCGUGACCGCAGCAUUAAAGCGAAUCUUCUAUGCAAUUUCGACCCUUUUCGACCGUAAUGAUAAUAUAACACCAAUGCUCAAUUUAACUAUCCUUGGGCCACAUUCACCUCCGGUCAAAGAAAUAAGACCGUUUAUACAAUGGAUCCCUCCUAAUCGCCAAUCCCGUAUUGGAUUUAUAUUAAACCACAACGCUGCGCGUUAUAGAUUCUCGCUACUUGAUCUCACAUCUGAUUUCACUAUUUCUAACGGGCGUCGCAAAUGGAGCCCUCGUGCUGCAAUUCUUCUCUCCGCCAAGAUGGUAGAAGCUGAGAGCAUCAAGUGGGAUCUGGAUUGUGACGAAGAUCAUUGGGGUCGCCACUACGGUAUGGAUCGAAGACAGCGAAACGAUCUUGUUCAGAGUAUCAUGUCAGCAGAUCUUCCAGCAUCUACCACAAGGUUUUAUUGUUGUAUACCUUCACCAUUGACUGAUAAACGGCAAAUGCUCCUCCCUCAAUUCAUCACUCCAGGUGAUUAUGACCCAGUCAGUUGCGCCUUUCGAUACCUUACAAGAAACUAUACCCAUGUCCAUAUUAUAAGUACCAUACAUUCCACACUUCUUAAUCCUCCGACGGGCGUGCUGAAUGGGGUUCGGCAGUGUUGGAAUAAUAUAGAGACUUUAAGAGUCACAGCCUUCAUGUAUAACCCAGAAGAAAAGUGGUUAUUCAAACUUGAAAACGGUGUUAAUGAGGACCAGAGCUUCUCAAUUCCAUUUGAUCAACUUCCGCCGGGCUAUGGAGACACGAAAGAGGAGUUAGAAGAACGCGAGAAAUAUUAUAAUAUUUCCCGACACAUGGUCGAAUUCGAUCUAGUUAACCAAUCUGAGAGGGUUAUGCCAAAUUAUACCGAGCUGAACGCUUUAUUCACAGCUUUCGCGCGGACGUGCUGCCGCUUGCCAAAGCUGAAAGAGGCAUGUAUAGAGGUAGUGUGUCAGGGUGUCGACAUCUGGCAAUAUGAGGUGGGGUGUCUAGCACCGGGUACGCCGUUCCCAAGAGGCAAACCAAUGCCCGCGCAUGACAUGAGCUUGUGGAGAAGUACGGUUGAGGAACUCAAGAUGAUCGGAAGGACACGAGAUGGACGGGAUCCCAUAUUUUUGUGGGGGGAAUCACUGUGUUAG